Eruca vesicaria subsp. sativa (arugula) is the source of this 279-nucleotide messenger RNA. NCBI's taxonomy places the organism in Eukaryota, Viridiplantae, Streptophyta, Magnoliopsida, Brassicales, Brassicaceae. The record is from the annotation of a GenBank genome assembly.
AUGAGAAAGGAUACUCUCGCGAAUGGUGCGGAUCAGGAGUUAGCUGUGGAAACAAAAGAGACGCAGAUAGGAGAGAAGGCAAAGAAUCAAGGAGCGAAGAAGAAACCCUUGAACUCCAAACCAAGCAUGGCCGGAAGCUCCAAGCUGAGAACGGCCUCAGACCUCCCCUCCACACGUAAAUGUGGUGUAGCAAAAAGGGGAAUAAAACUUGGAGACAAUCCGAAACCACCAGAAAGUAAGGGUCCUGCAACUCUGAAAAAUGGGCAAAAGAAGACAUAA